GCAAGCUUCGAGACAUUGGCGUGCACGCAGGUCGCUACCAGAGUGCGUUUCGCACGCGCAUGACCAAGUCCCACCACCCCUUGCAAGUGCAUCGGAAGCAGGUGUGGGAGUCGCUCUUCCUGCGCAAGUCGCGUCAUGAGCGCCGCGACAUUGUGCAACGACCGUGGGAAUACCCCAUGGCCGCGCAGAACCUCGCGGCAAUCCUCAUUCAAAAGCGCGUUCGGGGGGCAAUCGCCCGGACGGCCCUCCAGAAGGAGAUCAAGCCAGUCAAGCGAGUGCUCCGCAUGUCCCUCAUGCACCGCUUCAUCGCGCACCAUAACGGCACGUUUGAGGAUCGGGACGGGUUUCGUCGAUUCUGCGCCACGCGGCUUCAGGCGUGGUACCGCAUGCGCAAGCUCGCGUGGGCGUACGGGCUGCAGCGCUAUCCCAUGUACCACAUUGCCGCCAUGCAGAUCCAGUACAAGUGGCGCAUGUACUACCAAAAAGCCAUGGCGGUCUACGAAAUGACACCGCGGGACCGCGCCGCCAUGCGUGUCCAAAGCUUCUGGCGUGGCUACACCAACAAGCGCAUUUACCGCUACUACCGGGACUUGGUCAACUUCCGCAAUGCGGGCGACCCGAUGCUCAUGCUCAAGGCGAUCAACCCCGCGGAAGCCCACUUGCUGGACGCUGCCACGAGUGCCCAAGUGCGUUUUCGCCUUGGCGGGUCGGCGUUCCCGCCCACGAUCUACUACAAGAUCUUUACGCGCGGCGCAGUCUGCGAUAUGAACGCCUUUAGCCCCAAAGACUAUACAACGGCCCACCAAGUGGGUCCUCGCAACAUCAACGUCCGUCCGACCGCGCCGGGGGUCGGGGUCACCAGAAUCAUCCGCGUCGGCAACGCGUUCUACGGUGCGAAUCAGUGCGGCAGCGACACACGGGGGUGGUACCGCCGCUGGGACAACAAUGGGUGGCGGCCCGUGACGUGCAAAGUGCUGGCGCCAACAAGUGACUUGGAUCCUGUCACGAUUGUCACGGCGAGCAAGCGCAAGGCCCAUCACCACCUUCGCGUCGUGCGACAGCAACAACUUUUGCAGCAACGCAAGGAAAAGAAGCGGCAAUGGAUGAAGCAGCUGUACUUGUACGUCGUCGACACAGUUACCGAGGCACCACACAUGACGAACCAUAGACAACAAGUCCAUCCAACGGCGACCGAACCGAUGGCGGCUCCCGAAGACGACCUCGACGCAUGUCGAAACCAGGUUGAUUUCGACGCCGACGACUGGGAAGCCCAAGCCAACGACAUGUGCGAUUGGGCAUCGGGACUCAACUUUGACCACUAUCUGGUCAACUGGACAACAUUGGGCACGACGAGCACGGCCAAGGACGAACUCUUGUCGCUUUAG
Saprolegnia parasitica CBS 223.65 is the source of this 1385-nucleotide messenger RNA. RefSeq lists its product as hypothetical. Lineage: Eukaryota; Oomycota; Saprolegniomycetes; Saprolegniales; Saprolegniaceae. The record is from RefSeq and is a predicted model, not a curated record. The transcript has 11 exons. Bases 60 to 1385 code for a protein of 441 amino acids. Gene Ontology annotation, molecular function: protein binding.